Messenger RNA from Patella vulgata (common limpet), 1693 nucleotides. RefSeq names its product retinol dehydrogenase 7. The record is from RefSeq and is a predicted model, not a curated record. The coding region runs from base 154 to 1113 and encodes 319 amino acids. Lineage: Eukaryota; Metazoa; Mollusca; Gastropoda; Patellidae. The transcript has 5 exons.
CAGCAAUAACUUGUUUGUUAUCGUAUAUGAAGACUGCUGAUUAAAUUGUUUGUUGGUGUGUUUAUAUUGGGUGCUGAGAAUCACUCCGUUAUUACAAAUAUUUUAUAUAAGAAGUGUGACGUGUGCUGCGUUACAGAUUACAGAGAAAGCAACAUGUUGUUGUGGGUUACAGUACUAAUAGGAUGCUUCACCUUAAAAUGGUUCUUGGGGAGGUUAAAGAUCAAGAAUUAUGGUGAAAAGUACGUCUUAGUAACCGGGUGUGAUACAGGAUUUGGAAAUCUUUUAGCGAAAAGAUUAGAUCGUUUGGGAUUUCAGGUUAUUGCUGCCUGUUUGAAACAAGAUGCUGCAGCUGAAUUGAAGAAGACUUCAUCCGAACGUCUACAGACACUUCAAUUAGAUGUUACGUCUGAAGAUGAUAUCAAGUCUGCACUCACCAAGGUGAAAUCAAUUUUACCUUCAAAUAAAGGUCUAUGGGCAGUUGUAAAUAAUGCCGGUGUAGGUGGCGCUAUCGGACCUAUCGAAUGUUUAAACAGAAAAGACUACCUAGAUUCACUGGCUGUUAAUUUAUUUGGCGUAAUAGACGUCACUAAAAUGUUUUUACCACUGAUAAGAAAGGAAAAGGGAAGGGUAGUUAACAUCGCCAGCAUGCUUGGACGCAUUGCUUUGACACCAGCACCGGCACCGUACUGUGUUGCAAAAUAUGGCGUAGAAGCUUUCUCAGAUUGCCUACGACGAGAGGUGUAUCACCAAGGAAUAAAGGUCAGUAUCUUGGAACCGGGAUAUUUUAACACAGAGAUAAUCAACACCCAGCAGGUUCAUAAAAGGUUUCAAGAAGCCUUUAAUCAAGGAGAUUCUGAUUUCCAGCAAUAUUACGGACAGGAGUUUAUUGAUCAAACUACGAUGUUGAUUAACAAACUGCCGGAGACAUCAUCUAAUAAAUUAUUCAAAGUAAUCGAUGCUUACGAGCACGCUAUUACUGCCAGAUACCCGAAACCCAGAUACAUCGUUGGAAAAGAUGCUAAAUAUUUCGUCAGGUUGUUAUGGACUAUCCCAGAAUGGGUGUCGGAUUUUGUUAUUUGUUUAAACUCGCCUCGGCCUCAGGGAUCACGAUAGGCCACGUCAAUGAACGUGUCAAAGAGCGAAGAUGGCCACCCGCUCUUGACAACAAUAAGACUGAAUAUUUACGAUUUUGUAAAACUUCUCCGAGGUCAUUAAAAUUGCAGUCUGACGACAUAAUUACUGUCUGAACCUUGCUAUUUUAUAAACGGAUUUCUUCGAUUAUGAACAAACUAUUUAACUUUGGUUAUUAUAAACUUACCUGUGUGUUUGAAAUCAACUCCGGUUAAAUAAAAUCCAUUGCACAAUUAAAUAUCCCCAAGGAAUAAAAAAGUUCUCUCUUGAAAAAUUUGACGUGUUUACUUAUAUUUUCUACAAAGUGGAAGACAACAUGGCUUUCGUCACGUGUUGAACGAAACCAUUAAAGUUGUUGUGGGGUGUUUAGUUUUGACAGCGAGUUUGACAACCACGUGUUGCUAUGAAAACAAACCGCGUUUCGAUCGUUUGAGUUUGGGCGACGAAAAAUUUUAACUAAAGGCAAUUACAUAGAAGAUAUAUAUUGAAACCAUUAAUGGCCAGUCUACCAAAUUUUAUUCACAAUGAAAAUAUCAAUGAUUGUACGGAUACUCGUAAAAAU